AUGUCGUCCGGUAGUGGACAGAUGGUUGGUUCUUCCAAAGCGAUUACCAACACGUCGAACCUUUCUUCGUCUCCCGCAUCUUUCCAAGGCGUCCCCUCCCCUGCCGACGGAGGCGCCCAGCGACGCCCAGGAGGUACUGGAAGUUUUGGAGCCGGCUCUAUAUCGAGGAAUUCUGCGUCUGCGAGGAGCAUUCAAAACCGGAAGAACAAGCACAAGAAACACACGCGGCCGUCUCUGGUGAACGAGGAUGCUGUAGCGGAGUCUGCAAUGAUGAAGUCAACUACUAGCCGCAAAGGGCAGACGUCCAUCACCCAUUUGAUGAACUUUUCUCUGCCUCCUCGUCCCCAGCGCCAUCCAGUCCCGCACCGCCCACGACGAAAUCCGACCUGGGGAAUGGGCUCGGGCUACCACGCCGUCGAUAAAGCCCGAUACGUGCACGCAAAUUACCGGUUCAUCGUGAACCCUCAAAAUGGCUACCACGCCCAGGCUGCAAAUGCGGAUGUGCAUUUGGACUGGAAUUCCGUCCUUCAGGUUUUGGCAUCAGAACAGACCCAAGCUGCAAGCUGUCCAAUUUGCCUUUCAAUGCCGGUAGCCCCUCGAAUGGCCAAGUGUGGUCAUAUAUUCUGCUAUCCUUGUUUAAUCCGCUACAUGCACUCGACCGACGACGAGACGCCGAUGCCGGAGAGAAAAGCACGUUGGAAGAAAUGCCCGAUUUGCUGGGAUACCAUUUACAUCUCGGAAACUCGCCCAGUGCGUUGGUUCAUAGGCCAAGAAAAUGAUCUGCCCGUCGAAGGUGGAGACGUUGUACUUCGUCUUGUGAAAAGGAACCCUGGAAGCACUCUAGCCCUUCCUCGGGAUGGAGCAGAAGAACUUGGCCCAGAAGACGAUAUUCCCUGGUAUCAUGCAGCAGAGGUCGCGGAUUAUGCACGUAUUAUGAAAGGCGGUGAAGACUACAUGGUUUCUCAGUACGACACUGAAAUCGAAGACCUGAAACGACAACAGCAAGAAGACGAGCUUCUCUUCGGCGAUGACUCCACCUGGACGCACAAAGCUAUCAACAGUAUUAAUGAGGCUAAAGAGAAGAGUCGAGGAAUAGGCAAUCCUCCGGAUAUUGCUCGUGUUGAAAAGAAACCAGCUCGGCCUCCAAUUCAAUUCGAGGAACCUUCAGAGGGGGUUCCCGACAUGUAUGCCUACCAGCAGACCGUCAAACUAGGGAAAACAGCAACAUCGUCGGAAUCUGUUGACGAUAAUUCCUCAGCACCUGAGCAACUUACUCAGGAACUAGGUGGUUUAAAGUUGGAAAACAACAGCAAUGAUAAAUCGCAAGGGAAAAACAAGCAGCAUAUUUCUCCGACUAAGAAAUCUACGGCUCGCGAGACCUUGGGCCAUUCAAACGAUCAGCCGUAUUAUUUCUACCAGUGUCUACCACACUUUUACCUAUCACCGCUCGAUAUCCGCAUUCUUAAAUCAGCCUUUGGCGAUUACUCGCUAUUCCCAGCAACUAUUCUUCCGCAAGUUGAGCACAUUUCUACUGGACACGUUGUCGACGAUGAAUUACGGAAACGCGCCAAAUAUCUUGGACAUUUACCAUAUGGCUGCGAAGUCAAUUUUCUUGAAUGCGAUUGGACUGACAUUGUCGUCCCAGAAGUAUUAGACCGAUUCCAUAGCGAAAUAAACAAGCGAAGACAAAGGAACCGCGAUAAAGAAAGCAAGGAAGAAAAAGACCGGCUCCGAGCCGAGAAAGAAGAAGACGAAAAACGCUGGGCAGCUGCUCGCCGCAAGCAGCCCGUCUACGAGAGCAGCAGCAGCGAACGCCCAUUCUCCGACCAAGACUUUUUGCCCCUAAGUGGGUCUACACCAGCUGAUGCAGAUUUUUCAGCCUCCUCCCCGCCUGGAAACAGUAGCUCGAUACCGUCUCGAUUUGAAGCCCUUGCAUCACCCUCAACAAGUCCUCCUGGUGGUGGUGCACGGACUGUAUGGGGCACAGCUGCUAUCGGAUCCAGUUCACCAGGCCCAGCCCAAAGACCUUCCAAUGACGGUUGGCUGCGAGGCUGGGAAGAUGAUCUGUUGGGACAGCAAGAGGCCGAACUCAUUGCCCAAACUAUGCCUGAUGCACAACCACAACCAAGUGCUUCAGGUGGUCGGAAGAAGAAGAACAAGAAAAUCACACUAAUGUCAACAAAUAUACAACGAGGUGCUUAA
Messenger RNA from Talaromyces rugulosus, 2202 nucleotides. RefSeq lists its product as uncharacterized. Gene Ontology annotation, molecular function: metal ion binding; transcription cis-regulatory region binding. The record is from RefSeq and is a predicted model, not a curated record. Bases 1 to 2202 code for a protein of 733 amino acids. Gene Ontology annotation, biological process: positive regulation of transcription by RNA polymerase II. Lineage: Eukaryota; Fungi; Ascomycota; Eurotiomycetes; Eurotiales; Trichocomaceae. The transcript has 2 exons.